Arabidopsis lyrata subsp. lyrata is the source of this 2027-nucleotide messenger RNA. Its product is annotated as RNA polymerase I-specific transcription initiation factor RRN3. The record is from RefSeq and is a predicted model, not a curated record. Bases 114 to 1880 code for a protein of 588 amino acids. NCBI's taxonomy places the organism in Eukaryota, Viridiplantae, Streptophyta, Magnoliopsida, Brassicales, Brassicaceae. Gene Ontology annotation, biological process: transcription initiation at RNA polymerase I promoter. The transcript has 15 exons. Gene Ontology annotation, molecular function: RNA polymerase I general transcription initiation factor activity; RNA polymerase I core binding. Gene Ontology annotation, cellular component: nucleus.
UUUUUGCGUAGGGCAUUCAUACAUGCCGGCACUGGGCUCUGGUUUCAAUACUUGCAUUUAAAUGGAUUUUGUUUUGGUCAAAUUUCGAAGCAGUAGCAUCAGUUUCAUAGAGAAUGGGAGCAAAAGAAGUGGACAAUGCUGAGUUAAGCGACAAAGCUUUGGUGGUUGCCAUUAGAAAGGCACUUACAUCUGCCCAAAGUGGGGAUACCGAUCGAUAUAAUGAGCUUGUUCAGUUAAUGUACAUUAUAAAGAAACCUGAUGAUGUCGAUGUUGUGGCACAGUUGCAGACACUCUUGAAAAUUCUAUCACGCUCUGUUGCUUGCUUAGAUGAAGUUCACCAUAAAGUCCUUCUUGAUCGUAUUUUUGGGACGACAAUUUGGGAUCACAAACCUAAUGUAAAUGUAAUGUAUGCAUUGCUGGACCUAAUCGUAUCACUGGCCACUACUAGUGGAAAGCAUCUGAGCUCUUGUUUAAAUAUGCUCGUCUCUAAUUUACUUUCGCAACCCCGCAUACUCGACAAUAAGAUGCUGGAACUUCUUUCCCGGGUGCACGCAGCUCUUCACAAGAUUUCUUUUUUAGUUCCCCUUGCUCCCUCGAUACUACUGCCCAUACUCGCCCAGAGUUUGCCUAGCGUACACGACAAAGACCGCUUUCAGCUUGUAGUGCCAUACGUGGAGAACUUGUUGCAGUUGGAAAACAGCUCAAUCGGAAAAGUUUUUGGCAACGUCAUUCUUAGGGUGGUAAUGGAGAGGUUGCUAGAUCUCGAUUUGGAGAUUGGGUGGGAUGAUAUUCUCCAAGAUGACUCCGCCAUUGCCAUGUUUGAUAUGGAACUUGACCUUGCAGUUGAAGGCACUACCAAUGAAGGAGAGGAGUUUCCAGUUCGGUCUCUAAAUCAAAAUGGAAAUGCCGUCUCUGACUUGUUGGACGACUUAAUGGUCCUAUAUUUUGAUCAUCUUAAAUCCUGUCAAGAUUCUGGUCGUCUGGAUGAGGUGUUUGAAAAUCUGUUCGAGUCGUUUGUGAACUUAAUUCUGAACGCGCAAAAAACAAAAAUUUCACAGUUCCUGAUGUUCUAUGCGUGCUCACUAGAUCCUGAAAAUUGUGGUGUGAAAUUUGCCAGUAAGCUGUUGGACAUAUUUCUCAACAGCAACAACAACAAUCAAGUUACUAGGACGAAUGCAGUGGCUUAUCUAGCUAGCUACUUGGCUCGUGCAAAGUUUUUGCCUGCUUCUUUUGUGGCUAGCAUGUUGAAAAGAUUGGUGGAUGAGUGUGCGGAUUACUGCAGAACAUGCAAUGAUGAUGCUAGGCCUGAAGAACAUCAAGUUUUCUAUUCAGUAUGUCAGGCAAUCUUGUAUUUGUUAUGCUUCCGAAUGAGAUCAAUCCUAGAUGUUCCUCGCUUCCGAUCGCAGAUUACACCAUUGGAGUCAGUUUUAUCUCACAAACUAGACCCGUUGAGGGUGUGCCUUCCAUCUGUAGUUUCUGAGUUCCUUUAUCAAGCCAAAGCCGGUGGUCUGUUCAUUGUCUCCGACGCCUUCAUUUUUGAUGACCUACCUGAGUCUGAGCUUUCUCGUGCUUUAGGUGGCUUCUUCCCAUUCGACCCGUGCUUGCUGAAAAAAACUAACAGACUUAUCUCUCGGGACUUCAUUUUCUGGGAAACGGUGAUAACAGCUUAUGACGAAGAUGAUGAGGAUGAGGUUUUGCCGGAAGUCAUUGUGUAUGGAGAUACAGACAGCGAUGAUGAUGAUGAUGAUGAUGAUGUUCAUGAUAACGAGGUGGACAAGAUGUCUAUAACUCCUAAACACUCCUUCAUGCACGAAACAGAGAGACUCUUGAAGAUGCCUUGGUUGAUCAGACCAUCAACUUGUCAUCGUGAAUCCCUCUGAUUCUAGUGGAGGGAAGGCAAGGGUUCUUAAUAAUUUCUUUUUGCAAGACUUUAAAAUCUAAAAAUACGUUUCUUUAUGAGGAAAGCAAUUUUCGGACUUGGUUUUGUAUGCAAGUUUUGAAAACUUUUGUUCAAUUAAAACACCGUC